CAAAUCACUUUUUCGGCUAAGUUCAACUUCGCUUGGCCGCUUUUGAUAGGUCCUUUCCUUCGAAGCGUAACCUAAUUGCGUGACGGUAAGAAGAAACACGGUGAAAAAAACACAACAAACAAGAAAGGGCAAAUGAUACGUUUCUUAUUACUGAGUGGCACAUGGCUAUUGGCUUUACUUGAGAACCAAGAUGGAAAGGUGAUAAAGAAAUUCAGAGCGCGAAAAAAUAAUAAGGUUUUUCUAUUUCACGAUUUUAAUCUGAAAUUACUCUACGCCGUCAAUUUAUUUUGCGGAUCUGAGAGUGAAAGUGUUUCCGUGGAUUAUUCGGACAUUUCAAAUUUUAUUCAGCAUCACGUUCUAGAGAGCUUCGUUGCCUGCUUGAGUGGAACUGCUAAUUCUCAGUGAAUGGAGGAAUUGAAAAACACUGCAAUGCUUAAAUGAGUAAAGGUUGUCAUUGCAUAGUCAUUGUAUUAUUCGUAGCCGAAGCAGUGAUCCAUGCAUCAUGCGCAGGCCAAAGCAACGGACCAUGGACUUAUUACAAGAAGGACUCGUUUUUUUUACAGCCAUUACAUAAUGGAGGAUACUUGCCCCCUAUUCCUAUACAGCUAUCACGGAUAAUUAGCGAGUCUUCGAAUGCCCAAGGUUCUUCGUCAGAUUCACUUCAAGAUGAAAAUAGCGCCGAUAUCUCACUCAGACACGAAAAUCCGUGGGUUCCAUUACGUAACUCAAAUGGUGAUGCAUCUGUUACGAGAGAAAUUUAUAUUCACACUACGUCGUCGCUUCCGUUUAUUAGAGAUCACACCAGUACAGCAGCGCCAAGACUAGUCACUAGGCGGACUUACUCAAAAUCCACUUUUAACAUCCCUCUGAAGAAAAGCAUUCGAGUUUCACAUCCAGACAAUAUCCGUCCAGCCAUUAAAACUACAGGUUAUAUUCGUGGACCUAUAUCCAAAAGAAUCCCGUCGACAACUAGAGCACCGAUGCCAGAUUGGUUUAGAGAAAGCACAUUGCAUUCCUUACUAAAUUACAAUACUUCAGAAAGCGACUGGAAACCCACAAGUUUAACCACAGCUCAACCGCUCGAUUCGGUGUUUCCAAAAACUCAGCCACACCAAUUUAACAGCAAUCUGGGUUCGAAAGUAGAUGAACAUUUAAAUUAUACAGGUAUUAUGUUUGGGAAUGCCUAUUUUCCUCCAUCAGCAGAAUUCUCAAGAAUGAAACUUUUGCCACAGAAGGAAAAAAAUAUAACAAACCAAUAUCUUACGGAUUUGGAAAUAGAUCAAAAAGCUGCUAGGAAAUCAAGCACUUACAGAAUGCAUUUUUCGCCGAAUGAUGUAAGAAUGAAUUCGACAAAUAUGAGAACCAAUGAUAUGAAUUCACCAUUUUUUAUUGAAAAUCCAAAUGUGAAAUAUUCGAGAGAAAGUUUUCCGGGAACUAAUUCAUAUUUUAUACAAACUUUUAACAAACUAAAUGGAACGCAGUAUCAGUCCAUUGACAAUCAACCAAAGAUAAGUGAAAAAAAAUCCGAUUUCGGUAUUCCAAAAACAGAAAACAUUGAAAAGAUGCACAAAAUUAAUGAUCCCGGGCAAAAAGGUUUAUCAGUAACCGUUGCCAAAAUUCCAUUUUCUGUCGGUGUGAAGUACGCAGAAAUUGAUUUAAAAAAACUCCCGAGACAAAUAUUCUCCAAGCCAGAAGAAAAUGCUUCUGGAAAAAUAAUGAACAUUGACUCGAGUACUAAGCAUAGAGAACAGGGGUUAUUUACACCCAAUAUAAGUCAGGGUCUCGAAGUGAAAAAAACAACUAAUCAUGCCGGAUAUGAUAUUCCCAGCCAUAUUCCUGUGUCAGGUAAUAAUGCUUUAGAGAGCCCUCAAUUGAUAAAAGAAAAACAAAAUUCUUCUUCACUACUUUAUACUCAGAAUGAUCCUACUCACAAUUUGGCGGAUAAUCCUAAACUUGAAGAACUUAAGAUCCAGACUCCUACAAAACCAGUAAAUUUUGGAGAUCCCAAACCUCCUGGAUAUGUAGAAUCUGAGGUUAUGAAUGUGCCCUCAAAUGGGGGUACAUUUACAUUUUCAAAAGACGAUAAAUCGGAGAAAAUAGUAAAAGGUAAAAUACUGCAUUUAGAAGAAGAUUUAAGACUUAGCCCUCCAAGUAAACAAGAUAUGGUUGACUUGUAUAAUCCUAGACAAAAAACACAUCCGGAAGUUUCUACUGAAAGCAAAUCAAGAGAUUCAGAAAAGGCUCAUCAUGCUGGAAUUCCUUUGCCAAAAGUUCCUUUUUAUGGAGACGUGAAAUCAAUAAAAUACUCGAAUGAUGGCCAUUCUAAAGACAAGAAUGAAGAUAUCUAUUUUACCCCAACUUUUCCAGAACUUUCGAACCAUCGAGAAAAAAUACUUGUUCCUGGGCGAAAACAAACAGAAAAAUCACAAAAAAUUCAAACUGCAGAACAUCCUUCAGAAAUGGUUACAUCCCACAAAGGUGGAAACAUUUUUAAGAAUUCGAUUGAGUCUAAAAACGACAAAAGCGUUGAAUAUAGUCAUAAUAACCAGGAGAAGAAUACCAAUGAUAUUAACAGUGAGAGUCUGGGAAUGCAUCACAUUCCUUCCAAAGCAGUAACAGCUAAUGACUUUUCUAAUUUAAUUUUCCAUACUCCGACAUCGCCACCAUUGAUUACGGUGAAAUUUAACCCUGAUCUUCAUGAUUCCCACGAUGUGAUUUUAGAUGCUACUGGUAGCAGAAAUCGUGUGAACAGAACUGGUAAUUAUAUACUACAAAGAAAGCCUUCCCUAUUGCCUGAAGUUCCAGGUGCCAGUCGUCCUCGAAAACCUCAGAUAAGAGUUACCACUGGAAUGUUGGCUGGGAUAUUAAUAGCUGCUCUUGUAUUCCUUGGAUUUUUAACAGGCACAAUGGUGUAUGCGUUUCAUCAGUGGAAAUUUGGUAAACAGCGGAGCAAAAGUGACAGAACGAAGAAACGAACAACGGGAUACACUCCUGAAUACCUCGAUGAGAACUUCGCAGGAAAUACAUACAUUCAUAAUAAUAUAUUCCUUCCCACUCCUCAGUCGAUCGAAGACAGGGCAGCAGCGGAACAUGACAAUGCCUUUUCCGUGAAUGGUGAUGAGAACAUUAAUCCGAUCACACAGAGGCCGUCGACCCACCAAGCGGAAAAUUCCCAAGAUGAAGAAACUAUCAGAUAAAUGAAAUGUUCACAGACUAUCUUAGAUCAUGUAUCGAGUCAAUGAUUUCACUACGCCUUUAUAUCUUGUGGUCAUUGAAUACAGGAUGAAACUUCGAACGCUUUUAUGUAAAGAACUGUGUUUGCAAAGAUAGAAACACUAUUUGGCCUAGAAUGGUUUUCAGGCUAGAAUUUUUUUAUUUUUUUUUUAAAUCAGAUAGAAGGUGAAACGGUUGCUACUAAAGAAAAGAAAAAAAUGAAUUUAGAUUACGUAUGAAUUAGAAGCAAAUUAUCAUGAAUAAAAGAAUGAAGAAGCAGUUUAGUACAUUUGGAAAAAAAUCACCAGGCACUUUUAAUUAAGCAUAACUUAGUCUCAUAUGUAAUAAAAGCUUGAUGAAUUUUGAAUUUAUUUUGAAUGAGUAAAAUUUAUUCCUGUUAAAUGGAACAGUUGGAGUAGUGAUCAAUAAAAGUUAAUAACUGAUCAAUACAAUUCCAGAACUAGUAUGUAUAAUUGUUCCUCUUGGUCAAGAAUACUCUAGUCACCGAGACGUAUUGUUUAUGUUAGAUGCGUAAGCUCUUCAUCCCCUGAAACCUCAUUAUCUAGGAUUAAUUAUUGUUAAUCACUUAAUCAUGGAAAUGAGAAAUUGCUAAGAUAUCGGUAUGUAAUCCUUAUAAGGUUCUCUCAGUUUAUGCUGAAAGAAAGUGCUCCAGAUAUCUUCUCUUUACUUUUUUUCAUGAAUAUGUUAGCUCGUAUGUUUUUAAAAUUAAGGAACCUAAAGCAACUUUGUGUUAAUUGCUUCAAACAAAUACUCUGUCAGAGAGUGAGAACUGAUCAAUACUUUAAGCACCCCGAAAGCAAACCAGUUAAAAUUUAUAAAUGUCUUUUUAACGUCCUCCAGUUACGAUUUUCAAGUGUAGUAAGCUGCAUACUAGAAUAAUUUCGUUUGGAUAUGGUCUCAUAGUAAAUUGCAUAUCUAUUAUCGAAAGGGAACAUAAAUGUUAUUUUUUAUCUAAA
This is a messenger RNA of Stegodyphus dumicola, 4190 nucleotides long. RefSeq lists its product as uncharacterized. Lineage: Eukaryota; Metazoa; Arthropoda; Arachnida; Araneae; Eresidae. The record is from RefSeq and is a predicted model, not a curated record.